Alternaria atra is the source of this 1077-nucleotide messenger RNA. RefSeq lists its product as uncharacterized. Gene Ontology annotation, cellular component: VCP-NPL4-UFD1 AAA ATPase complex. Gene Ontology annotation, molecular function: polyubiquitin modification-dependent protein binding. NCBI's taxonomy places the organism in Eukaryota, Fungi, Ascomycota, Dothideomycetes, Pleosporales, Pleosporaceae. The record is from RefSeq and is a predicted model, not a curated record. The coding region runs from base 1 to 1077 and encodes 358 amino acids. The transcript has 2 exons.
AUGUUCAACCCUAACUUUUACGACCAAGACGAUCCGAUGGCUAUGUAUCAGUCCCUAGCCGCACGCCGCGGCGGCGCUCCUAGACGCUUCGAUGAGUACUUCCGAUGCUAUCCCAUCGUCAUGCUGCCUGGCCCGGAGCGCCAUGAGGCAAACCACGGCGGCAAAGUGUUCCUUCCUCCCAGUGCUCUCGACAAGCUCACUAGGCUGCACAUCACAUAUCCCAUGCUCUUCGAGCUCAUAAAUGGUAAGGCAGACGGAAAGAAGACACACGCAGGUGUGUUGGAGUUUAUAGCAGAGGAGGGCAAGAUCUACCUGCCAUACUGGCUCAUGGAGACGCUUAAGCUGGAACCUGGUGACCUGCUACAAGUCAAGUCGACCGACAUACCUCUCGGUACCUUCAUCAAGCUCCAGCCCCAAGAUUCGUCCUUCCUCGAGAUUUCCGAUCCCAAAGCCGUUCUCGAGAAUGCAUUCCGGAACUUCUCUUGCCUUACAGUUGGCGACAUAUUCACCUUCUCAUACAACGACAACGUGUACAGUAUAGCCGUAUUGGAGGCUAAGCCAGAACACCCAAGUAAGGCCGUCUGCACCAUCGAGACCGAUCUGUCAGUCGACUUCGCUCCACCAGUAGGCUACCAGGAGCCGCAGAGGACCAGCGGUACAAGCACACCGCGCAGUGGGAAAGGCGUCAUGAGCGGUAAAGGUGGCACACUACACGCUCACGGCACCAUGGCAGAGGCGAUCAACUACGCCGCUAUCGCGCCAUCAUCAACGACCGCUGCGAGCGGAGCCAAGGCCACCUCCUCAAAUUUCCUCACCACCGGCCACAAGCUGCUCAAGAAAGGUAGCAAGGCACCUACUCCUCGAGCCUCCACACCCAUCGCAGGCCAGUCAUCGAACCCCCCUCCAACAGUACGACGCACCAACGGGCCCCAGCCACUCAGGCUACCACCCAACAAACUGUUCUUCGGAUACGAGAUCAAGCCACUCAAGGGCAAGGAGGAGGAAGGCGAGCAGAAGGAGUCGAAACAUUUUGAAGGCGCUGGUCAGUCACUGCGCAAGAAGAAGGGCGACAAAUGA